This is a messenger RNA of Megalobrama amblycephala (Wuchang bream), 2630 nucleotides long. It is a transcript of the gene hacl1, whose product is annotated as 2-hydroxyacyl-CoA lyase 1. Lineage: Eukaryota; Metazoa; Chordata; Actinopteri; Cypriniformes; Xenocyprididae. The record is from RefSeq and is a predicted model, not a curated record. Gene Ontology annotation, biological process: fatty acid alpha-oxidation. Gene Ontology annotation, cellular component: peroxisome. Gene Ontology annotation, molecular function: magnesium ion binding; catalytic activity; thiamine pyrophosphate binding.
UUCGUUUUAUUUUAACUACACACACACACACCACAGAAGAAGAGCAGCUGGACAGAAGAGCAGUUUGAUGUCUGUAUGAGUGAAAUGAGUCUGUUGUGAAGGUGAUUAUGGAUGAAGUGACUGGAGCUCAGCUGAUCGCUGCGGCGCUCAAAUCUCAGAAUGUGGAGUACAUGUUUGGCAUCGUUGGUGUGCCUAUCAUCGAGGUGGCCAUGGCCGCCCAGGCAGCUGGCAUCAAGUACGUGGGCAUGCGCAAUGAGCAAGCAGCCUGCUAUGCUGCGUCUGCUAUUGGGUAUUUGACAGGAUGGCCAGCUGUGUGCCUGGUGGUGUCUGGACCUGGACUGAUUCAUGCUCUCGGAGGAAUGGCCAAUGCUAACAUGAACUGCUGGCCUGUCAUUGUCAUUGGCGGCUCAUCUGAUAGGAACCAAGAAACCACAGGAGCAUUUCAGGAGUUCCCUCAGGUUGAAGCUUGUCGUCUGUAUAGCAAGUUUUCUGCUCGACCAAGCAGCCUUGAGAUGAUACCAGCUGUAGUUGAAAAAGCUGUAAGGAGCAGCAUUUACGGCCGUCCAGGAGCAUGUUACAUAGACAUAGCUGGAGAUAUGGUGAACGCCAAAAUUGACCGGACCAGUGUCAGGUUUGUUUCCUGUUGUCCUGCUCCUCCUGUGAGUCAGGCCGACAGCAGGGAGAUCACAGAGGCUGUCAGGCUGCUCAAAGCAGCUCAGAGGCCUCUGAUCAUCGUGGGCAAAGGUGCGGCGUAUGCCAGGGCGGAGAAGGAGGUCCGGGAGCUGGUGGAGGUGACUGGAAUCCCCUUCCUUCCUACACCUAUGGGGAAAGGACUACUGCCGGAUGACCACUCCAACUGUGUUGCUGCAGCUAGAUCCAGAGCUCUAUUGCAGGCUGAUGUUAUAGUGUUGCUGGGUGCCAGACUCAACUGGAUCCUGCACUUUGGGUUUCCACCAAGAUUUAGUCCUCAUGUGAAGAUCAUUCAGGUGGAUCUAUGUGCUGAGGAGUUGAAUAAUAAUGUGAAGGCCGCAUCUGCAUUGCUCGGAGACAUACGGGCUGUGGUCAGCCAGCUGUUGGAGACCGUAAGAUCAGAGUCCUGGAGAUUUCCUUCUGAUUCCCAAUGGUGGACGACACUGAGGGACAAAAUGACUGCCAAUACUCAGAUAUCAAAGACUCUUGCUCUCCAGUCCACUCUGCCCAUGAACUACUACACAGCGUUCCACCAUAUUUCUGAGCUCUUGCCCAAAGACUGCCUCAUAGUGAGUGAGGGAGCGAACACUAUGGACAUCGGCCGUACCAUGCUGCUCAAUUACCUCCCACGACACAGGUUAGAUGCAGGCACAUUUGGCACUAUGGGGGUGGGUCCAGGCUUUGCCAUUGCCGCAGCAGUUUUGGAGCAGGCGCAGAAGAGCGCUCAGAGAGUGGUGUGUAUAGAGGGAGACAGCGCUUUCGGUUUCUCUGGCAUGGAGGUGGAGACCAUGUGCAGGUAUAAACUGCCCAUCAUCAUCAUAGUAAUCAACAACAAUGGCAUCUACAGUGGAGUGGAUCCAGAAACAUGGAAAGAGAUGGAACAGAUGGGAGACAUGACCACCAUUGCUCCUCCGGUGACCCUGCUGCCAGAGGCACGGUACGAACAGGUGAUGAGUGCAUUUGGGGGUCGUGGGUAUCUGGUUCGAGCGGUGGAGGAACUCCGCGGUGCACUACAGGAGAGUCUGACAGACACAGAGAUGCCCAGCCUUAUCAACGUACUUAUAGACCCGGCCUCAGACCGCAAACAACAGGAGUUUCCCUGGCUGACACGGUCAAAUCUUUAAAAGCUGACAGACGUAUCAGAUGUCGGAUCACACUGUAUCUUACACUACAUUUGGUCAGUUUACUGUAGGUGGCACCAUUUCCUAAAAAAAGACAACAAUUAAGAAACUGUACAUUUUAUAUGAUCUCACUCUCUUCUGACUCAAAUGAAUUUCCAUAGAUUCCAGUUCUUUCUGUAAACACUUAAAAGAAAAAGUUCACCUUAAAAUGAAAAAUUCAGUUAUCAUUUACCUCAUGUUGUUCCAAAUCUGUUUGACUUUGUUUCUUGUGGAACCCUAAAUUAGAUUUUUUUUUUUUUUUUUUUUGAAGAUUUUUCCAGCAGCUCUUUCUAUACAACCCUAGAAAUUAGUUCCAUCGUCCUGAAGUCAGUGAGGUUUUUUUUAAUGGGUUUUUGGUUAAAUGUCUGAAAUAAGGUCUGUGGUUAAAACAAGCUCAAGAUAUUGAAAAAGGUGGUUGCUAACAAGUGGCUAAAUGGAUGUAAUUGGAGACAUUAAACGUCGUCAUCACACUGAACAGGAAAACUCUUCUACUCACGAACAGUCCGUUUUACAGUUGUGUUUAUACUUGUGCUCUUGCAAACUAUUAUUCUAACUCAAACUUUCCAGCUUGUAGAUUUUAAAUAAAGAUUGAAAGAGUUGUCGGAAGCUUGGUGAUGGUGGCGUUGAAGUCAUGUGGCCAUGGUGUAGUUCAUUUAAAGCCUAAAUUUAGCUUUAAUUGCUGCCGAUUGUGUUUUUGAUGAACAAAACAUGUAAGAAUCAUAAACUUUUGUUGUUCGCAAAGCAUAUUUUCUGCAAUAAACCCAAAAGCCAAUGGAAAAA